Molecule: messenger RNA, 1014 nt
Organism: Ceraceosorus guamensis
Lineage: Eukaryota; Fungi; Basidiomycota; Exobasidiomycetes; Ceraceosorales; Ceraceosoraceae
Exons: 1
Coding region: 323-841 (172 amino acids)
Biological process (GO): regulation of DNA-templated transcription
Molecular function (GO): DNA-binding transcription factor activity
Source: RefSeq, a predicted model, not a curated record
GGAGAGUGACCAUUGAUGGGUCUAGAGAUAGCCACCAAUCGCAAUUCCAUCGCUCAUCUGACGGAACGGGCCUUCGAGUACCUUAUUCGCUCAGCGCUCCCUUCGAUGAAGCCGGGGCAUCGAGGCACGGUGAGUGUCGGAGUGUUGGUGAGCCGGGACUGGUGAUGCCCCCCGAUUCAGAAGCGGACACAUCUGCUUGCACACGCAAAGGCGGAGCGCUUCUCCGAGCGUUCCAGACCAACAGCGAGGCUGACUCUUGCCCAUCCCGAUCACUGCCUCAGACGGCGAGCGCAGCGUCUCUGGCCUGCCUCGAGACGCCGCGAUGACUCUCUCAAGCGCUGUCGAAGAUCCUAGCUACGACGAGUAUGGCGAUGUGGGCGAGCCUUCGUCGGCAAACAGCACAGCCGUCCAAAGGGAGCUCUUGUCCUCCCGACGAGCUGCGCAAAAUCGAAAAGCGCAGAGAGCUUUCAGAGAGAGAAGGGAUGCGCGCAUGCGAACGCUCGAGCAUCGCAGCGAUUACCUCAACGAAUUGUGUCAUUACGUGGGUCGGCUGCAGGAGUAUGCCGAGGACUUGAGGCGUGAUUUAGCUCGCAAGGGCGUCGCCUGCCCCGAGAUGCCCCAGGUACCUGUGGCACCGAGCAGCGUCAUGAUGGAAGGCUUCGAGUUGCCUAUUCCGAGUCAGUCUGGGCCUCGUGCAGCUACGACUCCCAUAGCGUCACACCUGCCAGUCACUCCGCCCCCGCACUUGCCGAGUAUACCAGCGCACUAUGAGCAAGAGCAACCUUUUUCGCGCACACUUCCGCCUCUGAGCCAACGGAGGAGCACACAGAAUGAUGGCUAGAAGACGUCUCCCUCUCAAGUUACCUAUUCUUGAUCCGCAACCUGUUCAAAGUCACGUCACCAGGGCCGACACGCAGCCUCCCAUGCCAUCCGCAACAUUUUUACUACUGCGCUUCACGUCUUCAUUUUGUAGCCCACAAUUCAUCUCUGCACAGCUUGCUAGUCUCACCUCGC